AUGCGAACUUUAGAGGAAGUACACGCUACAAUUCAAAUCGCUAAACUGAAAGAGGAGGACUUACAACCUACCGUUCACUGCUUGUCUUUCGGCGAAAAUGUCGAUUCCGGGGACUAUUGUCUUAUGGAACUGGACGAAAGCCUUUGCAAACACAUCGAAUGUGGUAAAAGUCUUGUAAUCAGGGGAGACAAGGAUGAACACGCAGCUCUGUGCAGUGAAGACAAGACGUACGACCUUAAGAUAGCUGACACAUCUAACUUACUCCUCCUCGUUCCCGGCUGCAAGACCCCAGAUCAGCUCUCCGGAGAUCAGGGCAGCCCUAAGCUCGUCCAUACCCAGAUUUGGGGUUUCUCCAAUAGCUACUGGGAGCUGAGGCGACAGCGGCCUAAGCUAAAGAAAGUGAAGAAGCUGCUGAUGGAGAGUCCUUAUGAGGGGCCGUCAUUCGGCCAGGCGGAGGAGGACUCGGGGCAGAAGUAUACAAUGGAGGACUUGCUUGAUAGAAUUCAAGCAAGUGAGGCAGAAAUAGUGGCCCAGCUUCAGAACAUCCAUGCCUGUAAAAUUGAUGGUUACUGGAGGGUCCUGGAUUUUGAUUAUGAGAUGAAGCUUCUGGGUCAUGUGACACAGCUGGUGGACUCAGAGUCCUGGUCCUUCAGCAAGGUGCCCCUGAGCACCAGCCUGGAAGAACUGGGGCCUCUUGAGCCCAAAGAGAUGAUUGAGCACUGCUUGAACUGCUAUGGGAGACGUUACACUGACAAAGACGGCGAGGUGUGCUUCGCGCUAAAUGAGGACAAGGUGUGCCAGGUCACCGCGUGCAUGCUGCUGCAGAACGCCGUCAAGUUUAACCUGUCGGAGUUCCAGGAGGUGUGGCAGCAGAGCGUCCCUGAGGGAAUGAGCACCAGGCUGGACCAGCUCAGGGGUGUGGCAUUGGUGGACCGCAGCUCCAGACCAGAGACCAUAUCCCUGCUGAGAGUGGAGGACCUUCCUGAGGACACACUAGAGCGCUUCAACUGUUUGUUUAGCAUGAGGGAGAAGUGGACUGAGGACGACAUUGCCCCCUACAUACAGGACCUGUGUGGUGAAAAGCAAACGACUGGAGCUCUUCUAACUAAAUAUGCUCGUUCAUCCAUGCAACACGGGGUGAAAGUCUACAAUUCAAGAAGACCUGUGGCAACCUGAUCAACU
Molecule: messenger RNA, 1182 nt
Organism: Megalops cyprinoides (Indo-Pacific tarpon)
Lineage: Eukaryota; Metazoa; Chordata; Actinopteri; Elopiformes; Megalopidae
Gene: dscc1
Product: DNA replication and sister chromatid cohesion 1
Exons: 9
Coding region: 1-1176 (391 amino acids)
Biological process (GO): maintenance of mitotic sister chromatid cohesion; mitotic sister chromatid cohesion
Cellular component (GO): chromatin; chromosome, centromeric region; nucleus
Source: RefSeq, a predicted model, not a curated record